AUGGUCACCGCCCCACACAUCAUGACCGGCCAGUCACUGUCAACACCAGCAACACACAACCACUCACAUCUCCAUCACCAGCAACACACAACCACUCACAUCUCCAUCACCAGCAACACACAACCACUCACACUCCCAUCACCAGCAACACACAACCACUCACAUCUCCAUCACCAGCAACACACAGCCACUCACACUCCCAUCACCAGCAACACACAACCACUCACACAUCACCAGCAACACACCACUCACACUCCCAUCACCAGCAACACACAGCCACUCACACUCCCAUCACCAGCAACACACAGCCACCACUCACACUCCCAUCACCAGCAACACACAACCACUCACACUCCCAUCACCAGCAACACACAACCACUCACACUCCCAUCACCAGCAACACACAGCCACUCACACUCCCAUCACCAGUAA
Portunus trituberculatus (swimming crab) is the source of this 432-nucleotide messenger RNA. RefSeq lists its product as uncharacterized. The coding region runs from base 1 to 432 and encodes 143 amino acids. The transcript has 2 exons. The record is from RefSeq and is a predicted model, not a curated record. NCBI's taxonomy places the organism in Eukaryota, Metazoa, Arthropoda, Malacostraca, Decapoda, Portunidae.